AUGAAGUUCACUGAUUUUCACAUUCACAAGGAAAAACAUUUUAAAAGCCGUCAUGCUGUAAAUGCUCUCCUUGGACAAACCGUUUGGCACUGUUGGCACAUCACAACUGGAACGAGUUUCCUCGACUGCCCGAAAGAGGAUUUAAAAAGGAUGCGCACUUUUAAAGAACUCGCAAUGAAAUGA
Molecule: messenger RNA, 183 nt
Organism: Clunio marinus
Lineage: Eukaryota; Metazoa; Arthropoda; Insecta; Diptera; Chironomidae
Source: the annotation of a GenBank genome assembly